AUGGCUGGUUGUCGCCUUUUUUCUGUGUAUUUCUGCAUAUUGAUUAGCUUAACAGAGGGUUCCAAGCCCACUUGUGAUUGUGAUACUGUGUAUCGCCCUCCAACUGGUGACACCUAUAAGAUCGAUGGACAUUCUAAGAGCAUCAUCGAAAUGAUUCACGGGCCAGAAAUCUCGGGGACUUCGUAUGAUUCGGCUGACUGCUUGUCCGAUAUGAGAAUCGUCAACUACCUACUGCGGCCGGCUGCUUACAACAAGCACAAUCUGCCUUACAAACGAGGCGUGACGGUGAAGGUGGAAUUCUGGAUCCAAGAGAUCACAGCGAUCUCAGAGAUCACGAACGAUUUCGAGAUGGAGAUGUACAUCAAUGAAAUGUGGACUGAUCCAAAACUCAAAUUUGAUCAUCUGAAUGCCUGCAAGGCAAACAUUUCUUUGGACCAUGCUACUCUGAUUAGGGUUUGGACUCCAAAUACUUGCUUUGUGAAUUCGAAAACUGCUGAAAUCCACGAUUCGCCAUUUUCCAACGUGUUCAUGACGCUGUUCGAAAACGGAACGGUUUGGGUGAAUUAUGUAGGUUCAACGGACAAACAGUUCUUCAAGAAUUCUAUACUCUAG
Cooperia oncophora is the source of this 612-nucleotide messenger RNA. NCBI's taxonomy places the organism in Eukaryota, Metazoa, Nematoda, Chromadorea, Rhabditida, Trichostrongylidae. The record is from the annotation of a GenBank genome assembly.